Microthlaspi erraticum is the source of this 1536-nucleotide messenger RNA. Lineage: Eukaryota; Viridiplantae; Streptophyta; Magnoliopsida; Brassicales; Brassicaceae. The record is from the annotation of a GenBank genome assembly.
AUGCCAAGCUGCAAGAAUUUGCUGCUAGCGAUGGUUCUUCGUAAUCGGCGGCGUAAAUCCAAAUCCAAAAGACAAAAGCUCACUCACAAUGAGCGUAAGUCUCUGCUUUCAGAGAGUGCACCAACAGAGGAAGAAGAAGAAGACGGAGCAGGGUUCAAGCUGAAAACUAGAGAAACCUCGCGCGAGCAUGGAGUUCAACCUCUCGGGAACCUCUAUUUCGUCAAUCGGGGCGCGGUGAAUGUUAGAAACACUGGAUUAGGGUAUCUCCAUGGACUCACCGACGAGCUCGUUGUGGAUAUCCUAGGGCUUCUCGAUGCGACCAGUUUGGGUAAUUUAGCUGCUGUAAACAAAUCUCUCUAUAUUUUCGCCAAUCACGAGCCUCUCUGGAGAAAUCUCGUGUUAGACGAGUUAAAAGGAGAGUUUUUGUUUGCCGGGUCGUGGAAAUCGACCUAUGUAGCUGCUCGCCACCCGAAAUUCCAGUUAACCGGAGCUGGUGAGUCGGUUUUGAAGAUUAGAGAUUUCUAUUCCGAUUACCUGUUUCAGAGCUGGUUGUGUGCUAAUCUGGAAAUGAAACCGGAAUGGCUUGAGAGAGACAAUAUCGUCCGUGUGAGAGGCAUUUCCGUUGAAGACUUCAUCGCGGAGUUUGAAGAACCGAAUAAACCGGUUCUAUUGGAAGGAUGUUUGGAUGAUUGGCCUGCGAUUGGGAAAUGGUCGAGAGAUUAUCUGAUUAAGGUGGCUGGUGAUGUGGAAUUCGCAGCCGGUCCGGUUGACAUGAAGCUGGAGAACUAUUUCAGGUACUCUGAUGGAGUUAGUGAAGAAAGGCCAUUGUACUUGUUUGAUCCCAAGUUUGCAGAGAAAGUUCCGGUUUUGGACUCGGAGUAUGACGUUCCUGUGUAUUUCAGAGAGGACUUGUUUAGUGUUCUUGGAAACGAGCGACCUGAUUAUAGAUGGAUCAUCAUUGGACCGUCCGGUUCAGGAUCUUCUUUCCACAUUGAUCCUAACUCGACGUCUGCUUGGAAUGCUGUGAUCACAGGGUCGAAGAAAUGGGUUUUGUUCCCACCGGAAGUGGUUCCUCCGGGAGUGCACCCGAGUCCUGAUGGAGCGGAAGUGGCGUGUCCUGUUUCGAUAAUGGAGUGGUUCAUGAACUUUUAUGGUGAGACUAAGAAUUGGAAGAAGAGACCUAUUGAGUGUAUUUGCAAAGCCGGGGAGGUUAUGUUUGUACCUAAUGGAUGGUGGCAUCUUGUGAUUAACUUGGAGGAAUCCAUUGCCAUUACUCAGAAUUAUGUUAGCAGGAGGAAUUUGUUGAAUGUGUUGGAGUUUCUGAAGAAACCGAAUGCUAAAGAGCUCGUCUCCGGAACGAAUGACAGAGAGAAUCUGCAUGACAAAUUCAAGAAGGCCAUUGAAGGAGCUUACCCCGGGACUAUUCAAGAGUUGGAGAAGAAGGCAGAAGAAGAGAGAAGAGCUGAAGAAGAGAAAGUUACUUUCUGGGACUCUGCAUCAGAUUCCAAAUCUGGUGCUUUCAAGUUUUCUUUCUAA